AUGAAUCUGGAUGGCCCUCUUGAUUUCGAGAGCGAAGAUCCUCUUGUUAACCCACCAGCGUCAGUCGAGAAAAGGAAGAAAGUUAUUGGCUUGGAUGAUCUUCUCUCUGAUUUCUACAAAGAGAAGAGCAAGCUCAUAGACAAGCAAAACAAGAAACGGAAAGCAUCCAAGGUUUACGACUCAGAUGAUGAUGAACAACAUAGCCAAGAAGCUGUGAUUUCUAAAUAUGUUGAUCAAUGCCAGAAUCAGAUGAAUGAGAUUGGUGGGGAAGAAGAUAUCCAAGAAUGGGGAUUAUCUAUGUUUGGAGAUCAGAAAACGCCGACAUCUUCACUACAGUAUGAUCUUGAUAGCUGCUGCUUGUUGAAAGAGUUUAUGAAUAGUCAGCUGAAUUCGUUGGUGGAUCUUAGUCCAGAUGAUGGAGCGAACUUUCUUGAAGGAUUGCUGGUUAACGGCUGGCUCAAAAAACUGGUCUUGACUUGUGGACGUGUGGAAGCAAUCAUAUGCAAAUGGACGCUUAAUCUGUUGUUGUAUUCACCAAAAGAAGAUCUAAGAUCAUCUGCUUGUGGCUUGUGGUGUUCCAUACUGUUAUCACAAACUGAGGAUGAUGGAGCUCCUGUUGAAAUUGAUUGGAUUCCUAACUAUCAACUACUUAAGGAAGCUCUUGGAUCAUACGGUUUCAAAACUAAUCCAUCACAAGAUGUUGAACUAGCUGAAGCAGAUUCUGAGUCUCAAGUUCCUCCGCAGAACAUUAGAGCUUGGCUCAAAUUCGUUGCAGUUUGUUGUCAGAUUAGGUGUAAAAAUCCAAUCUUUUCGACUUCACAAGUUGAACAGCUAGCCGAGAUCCUUGUAUGGCUGCUCUUAGAUCGUGGUCUUCAAGGUCUUUCACUUCUCUUACAAGAGUGUUUGAUAUCUGUUAUUGGAUCAUUCAAAGAGGAAGAAUGGGUUUCAAGCUGCAAGAACAUAGCAAACUCUCUUGCUUCCAGAGUACCUCAAGAUAUGAACUGUUUAAGGAUAGUUGAAUCCGUAUCAGGUGUUGAUGCUCGAAGCAAGCAUCUGAGAAGUUUAAUCUCAUAUCAAAUGAUUGUUGUUUUACUUGAUCAUAAGGAUAGCGACGAAAAAUUAAUGAGCUCGCUGAUGUCUAUCAAUCUGAAGGAGAAAAGUUGCAACCUUUUCAAGACUUACAUUUUCUUGGUUUUGGUUGAGAACUGGCUCUUCUCCAGUAAAUUGGUUGAGGAAAAGCCUGUACUCAAGGAUAUGUGGGCUGUAUUUCUUAGAAACUGUUCUUGUCAGAUCAGUAGCACCGAUCUUCGUCCUUUUGCAUCGAAAGUUCGUACCAAAGCAGCUUAUCUUCUUCAAGGAUGCAUAAGCAAUUGA
Messenger RNA from Microthlaspi erraticum, 1374 nucleotides. The record is from the annotation of a GenBank genome assembly. Lineage: Eukaryota; Viridiplantae; Streptophyta; Magnoliopsida; Brassicales; Brassicaceae.